This is a messenger RNA of Saitoella complicata NRRL Y-17804, 811 nucleotides long. RefSeq lists its product as uncharacterized. Gene Ontology annotation, molecular function: translation release factor activity. The transcript is spliced from 4 exons. NCBI's taxonomy places the organism in Eukaryota, Fungi, Ascomycota, Saitoellomycetes, Saitoellales, Saitoellaceae. The coding region runs from base 17 to 811 and encodes 264 amino acids. Gene Ontology annotation, cellular component: mitochondrion. The record is from RefSeq and is a predicted model, not a curated record. Gene Ontology annotation, biological process: translational termination.
GAAUUACGACAUCGACAUGAUUUUACGAAUUGGAGCUCAGCUGGCUGAGGUUGCAAGGAGGACGCUAGCAGGUGUUGUGUCGAGGAAAGAAGCAACAGCAUUGCAUAGGGUUCGGCCAACGCUUGCUGUCGCAGCAUGGAAGUCUCAAUCAGUGAGGUGGAAUUCUACGGAGAAAAUAACUAAGCAAAUAGCUUCGUCAUCAGUUUCAGCAGCAGAUGAAGAGGAUGCACCAGAGGAACUUGACGAGGACCUGGAAGAGGAAUGGGAAUUAGCAGAUGAAGCAUCUGUGCCAAUAGUAAACGAAGCCCCAGUCUCAGCAGCAAAGAAAAAACCAGCCCUAGCAGCAAAGCCAGCAAGAAGACGAACUCUGCAGGAGAUUAAGGAAAGCCUCGAGUCCGAAAUUGUUGAACAAUUCAUCCGUGGUUCGGGUCCUGGAGGACAGAAGAUCAACAAAACGUCAUCUACGGUUCUGCUUCAACACAAGCCAACCGGCAUCGUCGUUCGAUGCCAGGAAACACGGUCAAGAGAUCAGAAUAGGAAGGUGGCGAGAAAGAUCCUCGCCGAAAGGAUAGAUCAGUUGGAGAAUGGGCCAGAAAGCAAAAAGGAGAAGAAGAGAGAAAAGCUGGCAAAGAAGAAGGCGAAUAAGAAGAAGAAAGCUAAGAGGAAGCUCGCAAAGAAGGACGGAGAGGAGGACAAGGAGAUUGAUGAGGCCGAGGAAGCUGAACAAGGGGUUGAAGGUAUCGCGGACACAGCGAGCAAAGAUGACCUGGAGUCGCCAGCUAAGCCCAACUUGAAAAUCUUAUAUAAGUAG